Messenger RNA from Oryzias latipes (Japanese medaka), 2880 nucleotides. It is a transcript of the gene mipa, whose product is annotated as major intrinsic protein of lens fiber a. Gene Ontology annotation, molecular function: water channel activity. The record is from RefSeq and is a predicted model, not a curated record. Gene Ontology annotation, biological process: water transport; transmembrane transport. Gene Ontology annotation, cellular component: plasma membrane. NCBI's taxonomy places the organism in Eukaryota, Metazoa, Chordata, Actinopteri, Beloniformes, Adrianichthyidae.
UCUGCUCUGAUAAAGAGGCUGAAUGUCUGCAGGACAUGCUAAACAUUUGUUUAUUCAUGUUCCUUGACUGAAAAACCAGCGUGGCUGACACAUAGAUGCACAGAGACUGGCGUUCUGCUCCACGCAGGAGCUUUCUAUGACAGAAAUCACAGAGUUUUAGGCUUGUUGAGCAGCUUUAUGUUUUAACAUUAAGCUUUAGACAAAUUGUUUGAGUUGAUUUUAUGUUAUUUGCUUUGUAGAAAAAGUUAUUUGGUGGGGAAACGCCUCCUCCUUGUAGUUGCUACCUUCUUUUUUCUGUCCAUUUUCUUUUUACCCUCCAUUUUGUAGAAGUAACUUUUGACCUUGUGCCGCAAUGUGGGAGUUCAGGUCAAUGUCCUUCUGGCGGGCAGUGUUUGCGGAGUUCUACGGCACCAUGUUCUUUGUAUUCUUUGGGCUGGGGGCAGCUCUCCGCUGGACCACAGGGCCCCAUAACGUUCUUCAUGUCGCCUUUUGCUUUGGGCUGGCAGCCGCCACCUUCAUCCAGUCCAUCGGUCACAUCAGCGGAGGACACAUCAACCCAGCCGUGACCUUUGCCUAUCUGAUCGGAUCGCAGAUGUCCCUUUUCCGUGCUUUCUUCUACAUUGUGGCCCAGUGUCUCGGUGCACUGGCUGGUGCCGCUGUGCUGUACGGAGUCACGCCGAACAACAUGAGGGGAAACCUGGCACUGAACACACUGCAGCCAGGUGUCAGCCUGGGCAUGGCUACAACAAUAGAGAUUUUUCUGACGCUCCAGCUGGUUGUCUGCGUCUUUGCUGUGACAGAUGAGAGGCGCAAUGGGCGCCUCGGCUCAGCAGCUCUGGCAAUUGGCUUCUCUGUACUUAUAGGGCAUCUUCUUGGGAUGUACUAUACUGGAGCUGGAAUGAACCCGGCGAGGUCUUUUGCCCCUGCUGUUCUGAUUAGGAAUUUUGUUAACCACUGGGUAUACUGGGUGGGACCAAUGAUUGGUGCUGCUAUAGGGGCCCUGCUGUAUGACUUUUUGCUGUUCCCACGCAUGCGUGGCCUCGCUGAGAGACUCGCCACCCUGAAGGGUGCCCAACCCGCAGAGCCUGAGGGCCAGCAGGAAACCAGAGGAGAGCCCAUUGAGCUGAAAACACAGGCUCUAUAAGCCCACAGGAGGUUUUCUGACACCCCAUCCUGCACCCAUCAUCUCUCCUUCUGCACCCUCAGUUCUUCGCCCAUCCUCGUGCCUUACACAGUUUUCACACACAUACCUUCCUCCCAUUCCUCACACUAACACAGAUCUCAAUCAUCUUUGCUCUUCUACUUUUUUCUGGACCUGCAGUAAUGGGAUGCCCAUCUUUCUUUAAAUUCCUCGUUACACAGUCUCCUCUCAACCUGUAAAUGGAGGAUGAGGUUGAAGAAACUUGCCACUGAGGAAUGCAUGCUGGGAACUCUGACGUAGGGAGUCGAUCACUCCAGGCUGACCAGGUGGCUAAAACUGUACAGGACGGGGCCAAUCCUCCCAUCGCUCCUUCCCUUUAUCUUUCUCUUUAUGUUUUUUUUCUUCUAUUUUGUAGUCUGCUGGGAGUGAAGCUACAUUAGAACAGUGGACUUCUGCAUGCUUUUCCAUUUUGAUCCCGUGUGAUCUCUCCAACUUUGUGUUUCAUGACCUUUGGGUAAAUUUCGUGUGUCGGUUUUGUAUUUUACAGGGAUUCAUUUAGCUUGUAUCUUUUUCUUUAGGUUUAAGUGAGCAUGCAUGCGCGUUUGAUGGAGAGUGAGAGCAGCUGAGUGUGCCUGCAUGUCUGCGCGGCUGGGUGACUGAAUACUUUUUAUUUUAUUUUAUUGAUGAUUUUUAAAUUUAAUCAUUGCAUUGCCACAAUCUUUUUUUUUUUACUUUUUGUUUUAGUUAUUUUGCAAGCUUCUUUAGUAAAAUAUUCUCAUGUGUUCUUAACCUCACUGGACAUGUAAAAGCUCAAUGCAAAAAAGAAAGAAAAAAAAGUUUUUAUGUUUGAAAUAAGCCCACUUUUGUUUCUUAUAGAAAGAAUUUUAGCCGUCAUACUAAUACCAGGUCAAGAAGAUCCCUUCAUACCAGUUUUGAACGCACUACUGCUUGGCUUCUUUCAGAGUGUAGUUUAGUUUUUUUCAUAAAUGCAAUAAGGUGACAAAAUGGGAUGGAAAUCUCUCCUCUGGAUUUGGGCUCUUAAUGACCACUUGUGCUGAAUUUGUCUCUUUUUCUGUUGCGAUCUUUACAUAACUCAAAAGUAACUCCCCUUCUUGUCAUUGCGUUCACCGUCUCUGUUCAGUUUGUCCUUCUUUUGUACCCUCCUACUGAAAUCUUCCAGCAAAAGCUGCUUGCCGGUAAUCACACAACCUGCUGCUGCGUGUACAAGUAAAAGGGUUGGAGAUUUCAUCUUUGCUUUUCACAUUAAAAAAAGACUAAAUGGGCUCUUGCCUUGCAAUAUGAAGAGUAAAGGAUUCUCUAGUAGGGCUAAAUAAUAUUAAUUAGAUAUUAAUAUUUGAAAUUAGAAAACAAACACACAUCAGAUCUAUUCUGAGUUCAGUAUUCCAUUGUCAUUGUUGAAAGUUGUAUCAUUGCACCCAAACAUCUGUUAUAAGUGGGAAUCUGUAGUUUAUAUCCAUAUUUUGAUAACUUUUCAAGUAUUUUUGUUAGAUUGUGAUUUUGAAAAAAUUCCAACUUUUCUUUUUUUUCCAUCAAAGCUUUAGAGCAGCAAGUUCAUGUACAGGUGUGUAAUAGCUGGUUUGCUUUUCUUUCUGCGUGCCUGACAUGGAAAAAAAGCUGUUUAAAGAAACAAUGUUUCCUCGCUGGAUUGUGUUGUUUGACAUGACUGAAGAGUCUCUUUACUUCAACUCGAGGUUAAAAAUAAAAGAGUGCAAAAGGUG